UCGCGCCGCGCCGCCCCCGCCCUCCCCCAGGUCUCUUAGGUGAUGCUGCAGCCAAGAUGGCGUCGGCGGCGGUCACGGCGGCUUAAGCGUGAUGCUUCGGGUCCUCGGUGGCGGCGGCGGCGGCGGCAGCGGCAGCGGCGGCCUUGGCCGCGGCCUGGCGUCUCUCCCGUGCGUGAGCGCUCAGGCGCCUGUCCUCCGGCCGGGUUAGCCCGGACAGAGCGGAGACGGCCACGGAGACAGGAGGCGGUGAGGAACAGAGCGAAAGCGCGGCGCCUCCCGCCUGGGCACCAUGGCUGGGAUCAUCAAGAAGCAGAUCCUGAAGCACCUCUCCAGAUUUACCAAAAAUUUGUCUCCUGAUAAGAUCAAUCUAAGUACCCUUAAAGGAGAAGGUGAACUGAAGAAUUUGGAGUUGGAUGAAGAGGUGCUCCAGAACAUGUUGGAUUUGCCGACGUGGCUUGCUAUCAACAAAGUGUUCUGUAAUAAAGCAUCCAUCAGGAUCCCAUGGACAAAACUGAAAACACAUCCUAUCUGUUUGUCCCUAGAUAAAGUAAUAAUGGAAAUGAGUACAUGUGAAGAACCACGAGCCCCUAAUGGCCCAUCACCUAUUGCAACUGCUUCAGGACAAAGUGAAUAUGGUUUUGCUGAAAAAGUAGUUGAGGGAAUUACUGUUUCUGUAAAUUCCAUUGUCAUCAGAAUUGGAGCAAAAGCCUUCAAUGCAUCAUUUGAACUUUCUCAGCUACGGAUCUAUAGUGUAAAUGCAAACUGGGAACAUGGAGAUUUAAGAUUUACUCGUAUUCAAGAUCCCCAGAGAGGAGAGGUUUUGACAUUUAAGGAAAUAAAUUGGCAGAUGAUACGAAUAGAGGCAGAUGCUACCCAAAGUUCACAUCUUGAAUUUAUGUGUGCUCCUGUUCGAUUAAUAACCAACCAAUCCAAAAUCAGAGUCACACUUAAAAGAAGAUUAAAGGACUGCAAUGUCAUAGCAACAAAGUUAGUUCUAACAUUGGAUGACUUAUUAUGGGUUUUAACGGAUUCCCAGUUAAAGGCUAUGGUACAAUAUGCAAAAUCUCUUAGUGAAGCUAUAGAAAAAUCAACAGAACAAAGGAAGAGUAUGGCUCCUGAACCCACACAGCCAGAGUCAAACAGACGUAUUACUGGAGGGGCUAUGCAGCUCUCUUUUACACAGCUAACUAUAGAUUAUUAUCCCUAUCAUAAAGCAGGAGAUAGUUGUAGUCAUUGGAUGUAUUUUAGUGAUGCAACGAAAACAAAAAAUGGAUGGGCCAACGAGUUGUUGCAUGAAUUUGAGUGCAACGUUGAAAUGCUUAAACAAGCUGUGAAGGAUCAUAAUGUAGGUUCACCUCCUAAAUCCCCAACGCAUGCCUCUCCCCAGCACACACAAACAGGCCAGCAUAGGUUAAUGAACCAAAGUACUUUUAAGAUUAAUAUAACCAGUAACAGUAAUACCCAGCUUGUUAUUCCUUCUGAAAUGAAAUCGGAAUGUCAUCAAGAUCAGCCACGUGCAAUUUCUAUUCAGAGUUCUGAAAUGAUUGCCACAAAUACAAGGCAUUGUCCAAACUGUCGACAUUCUGAUCUAGAAGCUUUGUUUCAAGACUUCAAAGAUUGUGAUUUUUUUAGUAAAACAUAUACCAGCUUCCCCAAAUCUUGUGACAAUUUUAAUCUUCUACAUCCAAUCUUCCAGAGACAUGCUCAUGAACAAGAUACCAAAAUGCAUGAAGUUUAUAAAGGAAAUAUUAUUCCCAAAUUGAAUAAACAUACUCUUAAAACUUCUGCUGCCAUGGAUGUGUGGGCUGUGUACUUUUCUCAAUUUUGGAUAGAUUAUGAAGGGAUGAAAAGUGGAAAAGGACGGCCAGUAAGCUUUGUAGACUCUUUCCCUCUUUCUGUCUGGAUUUGUCAACCAACAAGAUAUACAGAGUCACAAAAAGAGCUGCAGACUUGUGAUCAAGUAUCUCUAAAUACAUCACAAAGUGAAUCUAGUGAUCUGUCUGGCCGGUUGAAGCGGAAAAAGCUCCUGAAGGAGUAUUAUAGUACAGAGUCUGAACCCUUCACAAAUGGUGGUCAGAAACCUUCAUCAGAUACGUUUUUAAGAUUUUCCUCUUCAUCAUCAGAAGCAGAUAUUCAUGUCCUUGUUCACGUUCAUAAACAUGUCAGUUUGCAAAUCAAUCACUACCAGUAUCUGCUCCUGCUUUUCCUCCAUGAUUCACUUAUUUUGCUUUUAGAGAACUUAAGGAAAGAUGUAGAAGCUGUAACUGGCAAUCCUGCUAAUCAAACAUCUGUUUGCAUUGGAUUUUUACUUAGAAGUGCAGAACUGGCUCUUUUGUUACAUCCAGUGGAUCAGGCCAACAGGAUCAAGUCUCCUGUUUCUGAAAGUGUGAGUCCAGUGGUUCCUGAUUAUUUGCCUACUGAAAAUGGAGAAGUUUUAUCUUCAAAAAGGAAACAAGUUAGUGGUAUAAAUCGAAUUAGAAGUGUAACUGUUAAUCAUAUGUCAGACAACAGAUCUAUGAGUGUUGACCUUAGCCAUGUCCCUUUAAAGGAUCCUUUGCUUUUUAAAUCAGCUAGUGAUACAAAUCUGCAAACAGGCAUUUCUUUUCUGGACUAUUUAUCAGACAAACAUUUAGGGAAAAUAAGUGAAGAUGAAAGUAGUGGACUUGUUUACAAAAGUGGCUCAGGAGAAACUGGAUCAGAAAUAAGCGACAAGAAGGAUUCUUCUUGCAGAGAUUCAAAUAGUAUCUUAAAUAACAGAGAAGAUUCAAAUAUGCUGUCAUUUGAUAAUGAUGGUAAUCCAAACAUAUUUUCAAAUAGUUUAACUAGUAAAGGAAAUGAAACCAUAGAGUCAAUCUUUAAAGCUGCAAAUUUGCUUCCAGAAGCAUCUUCAGUCUCUGAGAACCUAGAAAUCAGUAAAGAAGAGACACCCACAGUUAUGACACUUAAGUCCCAUGAUAUUUUUCAGGAGCUCCAAAAAGUUAUCAUUUUCAUAUGCUCAUUUUCCUUAGGUUCGGAUCAGAAAACUGUAAUUCAUUGCACAUCUUCUCCUGAGAUUUCUCUGAGGUUUGUAAGUGGGCCUGGUGCUUCAGUACACUCGUUGCUUGCAGAAAAAAAUGGAUUCCUGCAAUGCCAUAUAGAAAACUUCAGCACUGAGUUUCUUGUAUCUUCUCUUAUGAAUAUUCAACAUUUUUUGGAAGAUGAAACUGUUGCAACAGUAAUGCCAAUGAAGAUACAAGUUUCUAACACAAAAAUAAAUUUAAAAUCAGAUUCUCAUAUGCUUAACACUGAAAAUGAUUUGAAAGAAAAUGUCAAAAGUGAUUCAGUGGAACUGACCAGCGGAAAGUAUGAUCUGAAGAAACAGCGCAGUGUUACUCAAGCCACUCAGACAAGUCCAGAAGUUCCGUGGCCUCCUCAGUCAGUUAACUUUCCUGAAUGCUCCUUUGACUUUUCUAGGGAACAGCUCAUGGAAGAGAAUGAAUCUCUUAAACAGGAACUGGCUAAAGCUAAAAUGGCUCUUGCAGAGGCUCACUUGGAAAAAGAUGCUCUUCUCCAUCAUAUAAAGAAGAUGACAGUUGAAUAACAGGAGUGGCAGUCAAGAUUCAAAUUAUAGCUCUGGAGUAGGAAGGUUAUAUUUAUAAUGUGGAUGUUACCAAGUAGUGGGAAACUUUCAUUUUCAUAAAAAGACAAUAAAAUGAAAUGAAGUGUGAACAAGCGUUGACUAGUCCAAAGCCAGUUUAGAAAGUAUGAGGUACAAGCAUUACAAUCUUUUGAUUGUUUUGUGUUUGGGGGUUCAGCCCUCUUUUAAGCUGGUGUGAUCUAGGGAAGUCAAUACGUUCUGUAAAAUAAUUACAUGCCUAAUGAAAAAAAGAUGUCAUUUCCUAAUUUUGAUAUCUCAUUAUAGGCAUUUUUUAAAAAGAAAAAUGAAAACCUAUUGCCCAUACAAGAUGGCUGAAUUUACUUCUUACUAUUUCUUAAUAAUUUACUUUUAUUUACAAAGAUUCAAAUGCUUUUAGAGGUAAUGUAAAAUAAAAAGAGGCUUACAUUGUAAAUGUUAUUAAAAUUAUGUACUUAAAUCUAUAAUUAUUUAAUUGUAAAAAGUCCAAGAAGAUUAAUAAAUUAUAUAAUUAAUGGAUUUGAAAACUCUGGAAAAUCUUCACCCUACUGAAAUUA
Messenger RNA from Propithecus coquereli (Coquerel's sifaka), 4170 nucleotides. RefSeq names its product UHRF1 binding protein 1-like (gene BLTP3B). Lineage: Eukaryota; Metazoa; Chordata; Mammalia; Primates; Indriidae. The record is from RefSeq and is a predicted model, not a curated record. Bases 290 to 3580 code for a protein of 1096 amino acids. The transcript is spliced from 14 exons.